Cladophialophora carrionii CBS 160.54 is the source of this 741-nucleotide messenger RNA. RefSeq lists its product as uncharacterized. The coding region runs from base 1 to 741 and encodes 246 amino acids. Gene Ontology annotation, molecular function: hydrolase activity. The record is from RefSeq and is a predicted model, not a curated record. The transcript has a single exon. NCBI's taxonomy places the organism in Eukaryota, Fungi, Ascomycota, Eurotiomycetes, Chaetothyriales, Herpotrichiellaceae.
AUGGCGCCCAAGAUUCCGACUCGACUGCUCAUCAUGUCUGAUAUGCACGGCGCUGACUUCAAUUCUGAGAACAGACCUGACCAGCGUGCCGAUGUCACUGUCCAUUGCUGUGACCUCGCCGACGGCUCGAAGCUCGAAGAAUUCCGCUCGGCCCUCGAACUGCUUGAAAGGAUCGAUGCGCCCCUCAAGUUGGCCAUUGCAGGUAACCACGACUUUACCAUGGACAAGGCUGCCUUCGAGACCAAGGUUGCUGAAGCAGUUCCCCCUCUAGACCCCGGACUCGUUGCUCGAGAAUACGGCACUGUGGGGCAGGCAAGGGAACUAUUUGACCAUGCACAAGAUGCAGGUAUAGUGUUCUUGGACGAGAGAACCCAUCGCUUUGACCUCGAGAAUGGAGCCAUGCUAACAGUCUAUGCAAGUCCAUAUACGCCCUCCUUGGGCGCAUGGGGCUUCCAAUACCACCCGAACCAGGACCGUCAUUUCGACAUCCGCGACGGCACCGAUCUCGUCAUCACUCACGGGCCUCCGAGAGGCAUCAUGGACUUUACCUAUGGUCGCGAGCGAGCCGGCUGCCCCGACCUUUUCACCGCCGUCGCUUGUGCCCGACCCCUCAUCCACUGCUUCGGCCAUAUCCAUGAGGGAUGGGGCGCGAGGCUGGUAACUUGGAAAGACAGCGGCCGAGAUAAGCAAUCCCAUUUUACCGCCAUCGACAACGACAACUCGCUCGUCAUCGAAGGUUAG